AUGGCUCUCAAGGAAGGCCUGAGGCCCAGGAAGAGAACCUUCUGGCGACUGAUCCUGCUUGCACUUGGCCUCUUAGGGUUGCUCCUUCUGAACUGGCUCCCUAUAUUCAGGAAGCUGGAAGUCUUCAUCCCCAUGGGUGUCUGCCCUUCAGCCACAAUGCUCCAGAUGAAAGACAACUUCACAGGUGUCCUGCGUCCCUGGGCCCGGCCUGAAGUCCUGACCUGUACUUCCUGGGGGGCCCCCAUUAUUUGGGAUGGCACCUUUGACCCAGAUAUAGCCCAGCGAGAGGCCAGACGGCAGAACCUCACCAUUGGGCUGACUGUCUUUGCUGUCGGCAGGUAUCUGGAGAAGUACCUGGCACGCUUUCUGGAGUCCGCAGAGGAGCACUUCAUGGUGGGCCAGCGCGUGGUGUACUACGUGUUCACCGAGAGGCCCGCUGCUGUGCCUCGCGUGGCGCUGGGCCCCGGCCGUCAGCUGCGAGUGCAGUACGUGGUGCGCGAACGGCGCUGGCAGGACGUGUCCAUGGCACGCAUGCGCACGCUGUACGAGGCCUUAGGCGGGCGUCUAGGGCKCGAGGCGCACUUCGUGUUCUGCCUGGACGUGGACCAGCACUUCAGCAGCACCUUUGGGCCCGAGGCGCUGGCAGAGUCAGUAGCGCAGUUGCACGCCUGGCACUACCGCUGGCCACGGUGGCUGCUGCCCUUUGAGCGCGACUCGCGCUCAGCCGCCGCAAUGGCCCAGGACGAGGGCGACUUCUACUACCAUGCCGCCUUGUUCGGGGGUAGCGUGGCCGCGGUGCGCAGGUUGACGGCUCACUGCGCGCGCGCCCAGCAGCAGGACCGCGAGCGCGGCCUCGAGGCACUCUGGCACGACGAGAGCCACCUCAACAAAUACUUCUGGCUGCACAAGCCCGCCAAGGUGCUAUCGCCCGAGUUCUGUUGGAGCCCGGAAAUCGGCCCACGCCCCGAGAUUCGCCGGCCCCGUCUGCUCUCUGCGCCCAAGGAGUACGCGAUCCUGCGCGACUAG
Urocitellus parryii (Arctic ground squirrel) is the source of this 1026-nucleotide messenger RNA. It is a transcript of the gene A3galt2, whose product is annotated as alpha 1,3-galactosyltransferase 2. The record is from RefSeq and is a predicted model, not a curated record. Gene Ontology annotation, biological process: carbohydrate metabolic process. NCBI's taxonomy places the organism in Eukaryota, Metazoa, Chordata, Mammalia, Rodentia, Sciuridae. Gene Ontology annotation, cellular component: vesicle; membrane; Golgi apparatus. Gene Ontology annotation, molecular function: hexosyltransferase activity.